AUGGAGAGCACAGAUAUGAAGACGCCCGGCACAGUCCAGCUCAUUGACCUCAAACAGGCCUCAGACUCGAAGCAUUCAUCCGACGUCAACGCGGCAGACAUCAUCUUGAUCCCAACGCCAACAGAUGAUCCCGAAGAUCCUUUGAACUGGAGCUUCCAUCGAAAAAUACUCUCUACAUCAUGUGUUUUCGUAUAUACGGUCAUGGUUGUCCUGCCGUCUACAACCGUGUAUUCCGUGACGAAUCCGAUUUCCAAGAGCACCUCUCUUUCGAUCGAUAACUUGAUAACAGGAUUAGGAAUCAUGUUUCUAUUCGCAGGCUGGGCAUGCAUUCCAUGGCAAGCCGUCGCCCUUCAGUACGGAAAGAGACCGGUUUACUUGGUUUCUAGUGCUGGGCUUGUUGUUGUCAUGGCACUUGCACCAAGGUGCAAAACUUGGGGCCCGUAUCUUGCAAAUAAGAUUCUCCAUGGUUUCUUGACAGCACCGGUUGAGUCACUUUGUGAGAUUUCUAUCACUGAUGUUUGGUUCGCCCACGAGCGACCUCGAUAUCUGGCCCUAUAUGGAUUUGCCCUUGCUUUUGCUGGAAAGUUCGCCCCCACAUUGGCUGGUUUCAUCAACGACGGGCAAGGUUGGGAAUGGACCUUGUAUUGGUCUGGAAUUUGGGUUGGAUUCGCGUUUCUGUACUGCCUCUUUCUGAUGGAGGAGACGACUUACGAUCGGCCAAAGAACAACUCGAGAUCGACCGUCAAUACCUCCGAUACUAACACGAUCGAUGCCGAAGCGACUGCCCCAGAGAAGAAGACUGCAGAGGUGAACGCCACGAAUCAGGAUGUUGAGAACGGGCAGGUUUAUACCAAGAAGACGUACUGGCAUAAGCUCAGUGUCUGGCCCCAAAGCCGCCCCAACCGACUCCUCCGCACCAUGUGGGCGCCGUUGAGAUUCUUCUCAUAUCCCAUCGUGGUAUAUGCAGGCCUCAUGUAUGGCGCCAAUGGCCUUGUGUGGUCCAGCAUCCUCAACUCUACGGCCGGGACUUUGUAUCCCAGGGUAUAUGGUUUCUCGACUUCUGGAAUCGCCCUUGCAUAUCUUGGAGGCGUAGUGGGUGUCAUUGUUGGUGCCUUAUAUUGUGGCAAGUUGGGUGAAGUGUUGGUGAUUCGCCUGGCUAGAAGAAAUAAUGGCAUCUCGGAGCCCGAGCAUAUCCUCUGGACGUUCAUCGCCUCUCUGACGAUGGUCCCCUUCUCCCUAAUUCUCUGGGGCCUCGGUGGAACCUACGGAAUUCACUGGUUCGGCAUGGUAUUCGCCCAGUUUACUCUGUCGAUCUCCAAUGCCAUUGCCUGUCCGAUGGCGCUGGCAUAUGCAAUUAGCUCUUAUCCGGAGUUGAGCGGUGAAUUAGUCACGACUGCGGUCAUCAUCCGUAACACAAUGAGCUUUGCGAUCAACUACGCAAUUACUCCUUGGAUCAAGGCUCAAGGAUUUAGAGACACCUUCAUCACCGCUGCCGCAAUCGGGUUCGUCUUCAAUGCUUCCAUGUUUGGAAUGAUUCGAUAUGGGAAGAAGCUUCGGGAGAUGAGCGCAGUUAGAUACUGGAAAACAGUAGAGGAAUCUGGAGGCGGUCACUAA
Messenger RNA from Clonostachys byssicola, 1614 nucleotides. The record is from the annotation of a GenBank genome assembly. NCBI's taxonomy places the organism in Eukaryota, Fungi, Ascomycota, Sordariomycetes, Hypocreales, Bionectriaceae.